AAAAAUUCUGGUAGCCAAGCGACUGCCCUUCACUAAAUUUACGGUCAACUAAAGUUAACUGUAUUCGUUUUAUUAUUUUUUUUUUAAUGCAGAUUUGUUUAUUUGAAUUUUGAAGCGGAAAAAUUUAAGCAUGAAAUUGACUUCUCUUAUAUACUUUGGAUUUUAAUUGUAAUUUAUAUUUGAGUGUAUUUGUAUUAAUAGAUUUAAAAGGAAAUAAUAUUCCUAUAUUCUUCAGUUUCGGAUAAGGCAGUGUAAACCAGGCCGUUUUAAGAGAUUCUGAUAUAAUUAUGGCUGACAACAUCAAAGUUUCGGUUCGACUGAGAAAGUUAAUACCCUCGGAGAAAAAUAAAGAAAUAUUGUGGACAGUGAAAGACAGGAGAACUGUCUCUGAUGCUAAUUCAAGCUCUUCAUUUUCAUAUGAUCGUGUAUUUGCUGCUGAUGAAAACAAUGAAGUUGUCUAUGAUGAUGUUUGUGCUCCAAUUGUUAAAUCUGUUAUAAGUGGCUACAAUGGAACAAUAUUUGCAUAUGGUCAGACGUCUUCUGGAAAAACCUAUACCUUAAUGGGAGAUGGAAAAUUUGAUUAUGGUAUUGCUUAUUAUUGUGUAAGCAAUUUGUUUGAGCAAAUUCAGAAUAUGGAAAAUCAUGAAUUCUUGCUUCGAAUAUCGCUAAUGGAGAUAUACAACGAGAAAGUGAUGGAUUUGCUCGUAAAGAAAUCUGAAAAUCUUGAGAUUCAGCAAGAUCAGUAUGGAACUUGUAAAGUUCUAAACCUGACAGAAUUGGAAGUUCAAGAACCUGAGCAAGUUGUGGAGUUAUUAAGAAUUAAUCUAAAAAAACGAAAAACUGGGGAAACUUUGCUGAAUCAAAGAAGUUCUCGAUCUCACCUAAUAUUCAGAAUGAUCAUUGAAAGUCGUUUACGUGGUGAUGAAAAUGCAUCUGUUAAAGUUUCCCAUUUUAAUCUUGUAGAUCUGGCAGGAUCUGAGAAAGCAAGUGAUAACAGUGGAGCAAGAUUCAAAGAAGGUGUUAAUAUAAAUAAGUCUUUAAUGACUCUCUCAAAAAUUAUUUCUGAGUUGAGUGCAGAAAAAGAAAGCCAAUUUAUUGCUUUUCGUAACUCAAAACUUACAAGGAUUCUCCAAAAUUCUUUGGGUGGCAAUGCUUUAACUGCAAUCAUCUGCACUAUUACUCCAGCUUCAAAUGAAGAGACACUCUCAACAUUAAAAUUUGCUCUGAAUGCGAAAAAGAUUAAAAACAAACCUCAAGUGAAUGAAGUUGAAACAGAAGAGACUUUAAUCAAGAGUUAUGCCAAUAAGAUACAAAAAUUAACCAAACAGUUAGAAGCAACUAAAGAAGAAAAAGACCAAGAAACCAAAAUGCGAAGAGAUAUGCAAGAACAAAUUGAAGCUUUGAGAAAGAAAUUUGUUCAAUUUGUACCUCAAGAUGAGAAGACUACAAGAAAAAGGAGAGAAACUUGGGGCGGAAAUAUGAAAAAUAGUCUCCUACAACCAAGUCGGCCCUUGAAGCUGGCUGUGGUAGAGGAAGGAAAUGAAAUGACAAUAGAUAAUUCUGAAAUUAAUUCAUCUUUUAGCGUUUGGAAUAGAAUAAGCACAGUUUCUUCCAAGUAUUCUCUUGAUUCAAACUGGGAUGAAUAUUCUAGAAAGGAAGAUGUUGGUGUACAAACUGAUCUUCUUCAAAAUGAUAAGCCAUCUUCUGGGUUGAAUGGUCAAAAGGAGAACAUGAAGCUAUAUGAAGACAAAAUUGCCGAAUUAAUGAAAGAGCUUACUGAUCUGAAGCACUUUACUACAUUGGAGAAGCAAAUGUAUAUAGAGAAGCAUUCUGAAACUAAAGUUAUGGAUAAAUCCAUAAAUUGUAUGACGUUUUCUCCUUUCCUUGAAAAGUCAAGAAAAUUGGAUGUUGAUUUAUCUGUGUGUGAUGAAAGCUUUGGGGUCAUAAACAGUUUAAUAAACCGAAAAAGCCAAGCUGAUAGAAAUAUAAUAGAUAUAAGUCAAGAAAUGUUUUUUCAGAGCUUAAACAUUGUUAUAAAAAAGCUAAGCAACAUUUUGAACAUUGAAACUUUGUUGCCAUCAAUUGCAAAUCCUUACUUCAAAGUUAUCUAUCAGCUAGCUAAUAUAAUAUUUCAAAAGCAUUUUAUAGGUUAUAAAGACUCAACCGAUGAACAAAUCAAAGAUAUGUUCAAGCUUUUAACUAAGAUAUUUGUCGGAUUUAGUGAUCAGGAAAAUUCCGAUGAGCAUAAUUCAGAACUCUUAAUCCAUUUUGAUGAAAUGUCGGAAAAAUUAUUUAAGGACAUUGAGAAGCUGUCAAUAAGUUCUGAAACUGAUGCUUAUGUUGAAACUAAAAUUUCAAAUAUCUCUAAUGGGAACGACUUAAGCUCUGAGUCACCGAAUACUUAUAUAAUGCCCUCUAGUUGUCAGUGUAAGGAUCAAAUACCAUUGCUAGAAAAAUCUAUAAAUACCCAUCUUGAAACUAUAAGUCAUCUUCAGAGUAAUCAUGAGUUGUUGAAAAAACAGUUUAAUUUGUCUGAAGAUAAAAUAAAGAUACAAGAACAAGUCAUAACUAGUUUAGAAAAUGAAAUAAAAUUGAAGCUUAAAUGUGGUGCAGAAAUGGCAGAUAAUUUUACCCAAACUUCUUACAUGACACAAAUGAAUGUGUCUUCUAUGGAACCAAUAGACAGAAAAAAUCUUCCAAAACCUUCUGGUGAUGACUCAAAAAUUAGUGAAAUGAACUGUUCAAAUUGUCUAAAACCUCAGAAUUAUUCAGAUAAUCAAAAUCAUGAACUGUCUGAGGUCAAAAGUCAAUUGUUUGAUCUCGGAGAACAAAUUCGAAAAAUGAUGGAAAGCAGUAUGCCAAAAGCAUACUAUAGUGAUAUAGCUGAAGAUGAACCAGUGAAAAAUCUCGAAGCAAAUUCAGUAGAUUCUCUCAAGACAGAAAUUGCAGCACUGAAAAUAAGGCUUCACAAGAUUAAGUUUUACAUUCAAGACAAGACAGAGCAAUCAGAACAUAUAGAAAACAAAAUAUUAGGCAAGAUGGCAGAAAUUAGCUCUCUGCAGAGGCAAUGCUCAUCAACUGAAUUGGCAUUGCAGGAGAAAGAAAAGCUGUUAAAUAUGCUCAAUGGAGAUAUUUGCGAAUUCAGAAAAGAAGUAUCAGAAAAAGUGCUUUCAAUUCGAGCCAUGGGUGUAAAACUGAAGCAUCUUGAGCUGGAUGGUGUUAGAUUAGUUGAUGAUCUCACUUACUUGAAAAGAAUAACUAAAAGUUUUGCUGAUACUGUUGUUGACAGUCAUGCGGUUUUGAAGGAUCUUCACCAACAUCAAGCCUUGAGACAGACCAAAAUGACGCAGACUGUUGACAACUAUCCUGAUCUGGCUGCUCUUGAAGAAAUUAGGGCACAUGAAUUUAAAGAGAGGGCACAUUUGUGUCAAGAAAACACUUCUUUAAAACUAAAAUUAGAAGAAUUAAAUAGGAAGGUUGAAAGUUUGGAGCUAGGUCUGAAAUUAAAAGAAAAUAAUUUAUCGCAGAUUCAAAAGUCUUAUCAGGAGGAAAAAGAAAUGAACCUUUCUCGUCGUAAAGAACUGCAAGAAAGUUUGAUGGAGACUAUGCAAGAACACAUUAAAAACCUUGAAGAUAAAUAUGAAGAGGAAAUCAAAAAUCAAGAAAAAACUCUCUUUGGUAUGAUGGAUAAUAAGCUAUCAUCCCUCAAGGAAGAGUAUAAGACCGAAUGGGAGAAAAAACAAGAACAUUAUGAGAAAUUGAUCUCAGAGCUUACUGCAAAGUGUGAGAAAAUAAAAUCUGACUUGCAGGGCAAGUUGUCCGAGGAAAUAAAUGAGCACGAAGACGCUAAGCUUAAACUCAGAAAUGAAAUCAAAGACUUUGAAAACCGUGCAUUAAUCGCUAGUCAAGCUUAUUAUAAAUUGAAGAACAAAUUUAAAGAAUAUGUAAAAUCUGUUCAAGACAUGAGAAUGAUGAAUGCCAAGCAUGUUAAGGAGAAAGAGACACAGACUAAUUCUGAAAAUACCACUGCAGAAGCUUGCCAUGAAUGCAAAAAUUUAAGACAAGAGCAAAAAGAUUUGAAAAAUUUAUGUAAAAUAAAAGGCUCUGAACUGGUCUCCUUAGAAAAUAAUAAUCAAAAUAUGAGGAGAGAGAUUGCAGCUCUUAAGAGAGACCUAGAUUCAAAAUAUGCACUACUUCGUACCUGCAACUGUAGACUUAUUCCUCGUCCAAAAGAUAUGCUUCACGGAGGUAUUCAUAAGACUAAAGUUUCUGAUUCUGCAGAAGGUGACCUGGAUCAAGAUCGAAUUGGGAAGAAGACUGAUCUAGAUCCUAGAGAAAUAUUGAAGCUUGACUUUGUUCAAAAAGCUAUUGAUGAAGCAAGAGAAUCUGAACGAGCAAUAUUCAACAGCGGUGAAGGACCUGCUAGUCAGGAGAUGUGCAUCCUUUUAAGAAGAAAAUUAAAUAAGAAAGAUAAAGAAAUAUCUGAAUUGAGAAACAUAAUAUCCCAAAAACAACUUGGUCAAAAUCCACCAGCAAAGUCAAAUCGUGAAAAUAUACCAAUGCAUCCUUUAGAUGUUGAGGUUUUGAAUAAUUUUACUCCUAAAACUGCAAGCAAACCUGUUGAUGAUGCCCUAUUAAAAGCUCAGCCCAAGAAAAUUCUUCUUGAAAAGAAUAAACCUGAAAAAGUGGAAGCUCCUAGAAAUAAAUGGUUCAUGACGAAAGAAGAGGAAGAAAUGGCAAAAAAAUUGGAUGAGGAUCAGCGUAAAUACAGAGAAAGAGAUCUCGAUAAUUGUAAACAGCAAUGAUCGGUGCUGUUAAUUUUUAGUUCUUUCAAGUUCAUUUAAAAACAUUUAUAUUGAUUUUUUUUUUAAAAUUAAUUAUAUUUUUAUAAAUUGUAUAUGUGAUUGUAUUGUUUAUUUGCUAUUGUCUUGCAUAUAUGUUUACUUGCAUGAGUGCCACUCUUCCGUCCUGAGUACUGAAAUCAGUCUUGUGAAUUCUAUACUACAAUUAAUCUCUUUCCAAUUUGUUUUUUGAAUUUUUCAAAAAAAUUCUUAUUCUUAAAAAGUAACAAAUAUUUUUGGUUAAAAAUAAUUUUAAAAAGUAUUACUUUUUAGUGAAAACAUUAUUUUUCGUAAUUAUUGCAAUAUAAUCAAAUGGUGUCACGCCACAAUUUAAGAAUUGGAAUGAUGAAACUUCAAAUAAUAUAUGCGCCAUUCUCAUGAAAAGAUGCCUCUUGCAGUUAUUGAGCUAUAUUUUUCUGGAAAUUCUGUCAAGCAAACAACCUUAAACUGUAUUAAUUAAUUUAAAAAAAAUGAGUUCAGUCUUGAAUAUUUUUUGGGGUGGCACCCAUGUUAAAUGUUUUUAUGCGUUUUAGAUGUAUUUUAUUAUAGUGUUAGUGUAUUUAUUCAAGCUAUAUUAUAAAAUACAAUACACUGUUCUCUUCUGUCUUGCCUUUAAUGCAUAUUUCAUACUUAUAGUUUCUAACUUGUACUGCUGUUGGAAAAAAUAUUUGCGAAGUAAUAACAGUUCAAGUACAAAACUUUGUUCUAAAAAUUGAGCUACUUCCCCAACACUUAUAAGCAUAAUUGCUUAUUAAUAGAUUUUAUAUUCAUAUGUUAGAAAACUUUUCAUAGUUUGUAAUUUUUUUUAACUUAAACUAAUUUUUUACAUUAUUAUUAGAACAUAAAUGUUGCCAUAACUAAGAGAAAUUUUCUUCAAGAUCCAUAAAAGUUGGCAGCUAAGCUAAUAUUAUAGGGGUGCUAACUAUUACGAUUAAUCGGUAUUGAUUACGAUUUCGUAGCAAGAUUACAUUUCAGUAUUAAAAAUUAAGGUUUUAAUAAUUUUCAUAAUAAUUAAAAUAUUUUUUCCUCCUAAAUAUUCUAACAAUAAAUAAAACGAAAACUAUUUGAUAGAAACAAAUAAAAAUAAAAAAAGAUUAAAGAAAUCUCCUUUCCCCUUCUAUAACAAACUAUUUUGAAAACUUAAUCUCUUCGUACAGAAAAGCAAACAACUGAACAUCUACUUGAAUCUGAAAUGGGAGGAAAAAAUUUUAGGGUAAAAUACAGGAUGAUGAAAAGACAAUAAGGGAUAGUUCUAAUUUAACCAAAAAACAUUGAUUCCAAUUAAUCAAUUUUAUUUAAUAAUAAAGUAUAGAAUUUCAGUGUUGUAUCAGUUUUAAUUUAGUACCAUUAUCUGAGUAUUGCUUUUUUAUUCAACAGUAAAUUUAUACAUAAUUUUGUAAAUAUUAUAUAUUGAUGAAGAGUUUAAGUGGUAUAUAUACCUUAUUUUAGAGCUAAUUUGGAAAGUUGGCACCCUUGCAUGGGGCAAUAAUUUUAAUUAAAUGUCUUUUUAAACUGAUGUCAAUUUUUUUUUCCUUCAAUGAAUAAAGUUCUUAAGAAUAUA
Parasteatoda tepidariorum (common house spider) is the source of this 6402-nucleotide messenger RNA. NCBI's taxonomy places the organism in Eukaryota, Metazoa, Arthropoda, Arachnida, Araneae, Theridiidae. The record is from RefSeq and is a predicted model, not a curated record.